GUGACCGUGUCCUACCCAGUGAAGGUAGUCAUCUCAGACGAUUCGGGGAGGCAGUGGGUGAUUCCUGCAGAUCGCUCCUGGACAAUGCGGGAGGUGAGGAUGCAUCUCAUGGAGCAGUCAGGCUAUGCGCUGGAGGAGCAGACGCUGCAGCUACCCGCCCUGGGUCCCGAUGGCACCCUCCCGGUGCUCGAUGACCUGGAGGCGGAGCUACACAGUGUGGUCCCAGAAGGGCCGGAGGUCCACCUACAUCUCCUCAUCGAUUUCGGCAAAUUCAUGGACCGUGAAAUUCGUGAAGCACAGCAGAAGCCUAUGAGUGAGGAAAGUGAGGAGGAGUUUGCAGAGGUUGAGGAGGCACCGGCCUUGCGCGUGCCUUUCCCAUGGGAGUCGCCCAAGAAGCCCGGAAAGCGCAAGGCGAAGAUACCGAACGAGGAGAUUUGGAAGUAUCCUCCGCACUCCCUGGAUUUUACGGGACUGUUGGAUCGACACCCAAGGCAGGUGGAAUUCUCAGCGUUGUUGGCCGAUCCCCCCUGGAAGCCACGGGAGCCCCUGUCCGAGCCUUCACCAGACGACGGCGUCCAGGCGAAGUCCGGAAGUCCGAGGUGGGGCGUUUGGGAAGAAGAGGCAGAAGAGGAGGCAGACGAGGAGGUAGAGGAGGAGCAGUCAGAAGAGGCGGAGGAGGCAGAGGAGGAAGAGGAAGAAGAGGAAGAAGAGGCCGACGGCUCCGAUGGUAGCAGAGAGAGCUCGGAAGACCUGGGCAGCGAGACGGGCCUGGCGAGGGCGAUGGCUGGGGACUCAGAGCACCCUGGUCCAAAGUCCCACAAGGAAGGCACGAGGGAUCCGCGCGAAGAGAAAGAUGAGGCGCAGGAUCAGUUGGUGGCCGUGCCGGAACCGGGCUCUUCAAGGCGUCGGCGGGGUCCACAAGCCAAGGAGCAGAACGAGGUCGGUUCCACACCAUCAAACGACGAACGCCUCUCCUCUCAGGGCUCUGGUAGGCUGGCAUCCGAUGCGAGCCUGGGAAACACGGGACACAUCUCCCGCUCGCUGGUGCAGUGGGGCGGCUUUCAACGUCUCCGCGAUUCUGUGGUCCCGGGACCCGGAACCCUUAUCUUCGUGAACCCCAAGGAUCACCCGAGUGGCAAUGCCACCAAGCGCGCGUUGAGGCGCCAGAGGCUGCAGGACUCCCGCGCAGAACAUGCAGACGCGUGGUCGCAUGCGGCGAGCAGCAACCGAAUUCAAGCAGAGCUUCGCCAGGAGGUACUCCAGGAAAUCCGAAAAGCAGCAUCCGAAGCCGAGGAAUCCGCCCCUCUGGAGCCGGAGGAGGCCUCGGAGGAGGAGACCAAGGCUGGCAUGGCUCCCUGGGGCAACUUUACCUUCGACCCGGGUCAUCUUCAACGCCCUCCCUCGGAUCUACCGCGGGAAGCUUCCGUCCGCCCCUUUUGGCCUUAUCGGAAUCCUCAGCCUUUGGGGGCUCCGGUGCUGGCUUCGGCCAGUGCUCACUGGGGAGGUUUUGCAGUACAGUUCGCUGGACACGCAGACUCUCCAGAUGAGGAAGAGGAUGGGGACCACGAAACCGACACGACUUAG
Symbiodinium sp. CCMP2456 is the source of this 1584-nucleotide messenger RNA. The record is from the annotation of a GenBank genome assembly. Lineage: Eukaryota; Dinophyceae; Suessiales; Symbiodiniaceae.